Orbilia oligospora ATCC 24927 is the source of this 1548-nucleotide messenger RNA. RefSeq lists its product as uncharacterized. Gene Ontology annotation, cellular component: membrane. The coding region runs from base 1 to 1548 and encodes 515 amino acids. Gene Ontology annotation, biological process: transmembrane transport; carbohydrate transport. Lineage: Eukaryota; Fungi; Ascomycota; Orbiliomycetes; Orbiliales; Orbiliaceae. The transcript is spliced from 9 exons. The record is from RefSeq and is a predicted model, not a curated record. Gene Ontology annotation, molecular function: carbohydrate:proton symporter activity.
AUGCUUUUCGGUAUGGAUAUCGGCAUCAUCGGCGGAGUGUUACAAAUGGCUUCUUUCAAAAGCGCUUUCGGAACGGACAAACUCAACCCAUCGGACUUAGCAAAUACCAAUGCGAAUAUUGUAUCUUGUUUACAAGGAGGCUGCUUCUUUGGAUCCUUGAUUGCGCCAUGGUUUGCAGAUCGAUUUGGAAGAAAGCCUGCGCUUCUCAUCUUCAGCGCGGUUUGCACUGUGGGCGUUAUCAUUCAGACUGCUUCGUCGGGCCACAUUGCCGCUAUUGAUGUUGGAAGAUUUGUCGCCGGGUUGGGGGUCGGGGCUGCAACAAUGAUUAAUCCUCUCUACGUUUCGGAAAACGCACCCCGUGCUAUUCGUGGGCUCUUAACUGGCUUGUAUCAACUCUUCGAAACAGCAGGAAUCAUGUUGGCAUUUUGGAUUAACUAUGGUUCCCUUCGUCACGUUGGAGGGCAUGGGGCAUGGCAAGUCUCGCUUUCAAUGCAGUGCAUGCCUGCUGUCUUAUUGUUCUUCGGGAUGUUACUCUGUGAUGGUAUGAAACGUAUCAAAUACUACUCCGAAAAUGAUUUCGCGCUGACCACCGUGUUAGAAUCUCCUCGUUUUCUAGCAACUCAGGAUCGAUGGGAAGAAGCAACAGGUAUCCUAACCAAAGUUCGUAUGCUACCAGAGUCGGAUUCAUAUAUUCAGGCGGAGUUAGCGGAAAUCCAUGCGCAGCUCGAUUUUGAAAGAGGGAUUAUUGCGGGGGCAAGCUAUUGGGCAAGGGUGAAAGAGAUGUUUUCGGAGACGAGUAAUAGAAGAAGAGCGCUGUUGAGUAUCGCACUUAUGGUUUGGCAGCAGCUUACAGGAACAAAUGCUAUCAAUUUCUAUGCACCUCAGAUUUUCAAUAACCUCGGAAUUACUGGUACACAGAAUGGCCUUUUCGCAACUGGUAUCUAUGGUAUCGUCAAAAUGGUAUCCUGCUUCUGCUUCCUACUAGUGGCAGUCGACUCCCUUGGAAGACGACGAAGUUUGAUUUGGACAUCUAUUGGCAUGGGUAUUUGCAUGUUUUAUAUUGGUGGAUAUAUUCGCGCCGACCCACCCAAGCCCGGCCAAGCCGUUCCUCCCGCGGGAUAUGUUGCACUCGUCUGCAUCUUUAUAUUCGCGGCUCUUUUUCAAUUUGGCUGGGGGCCUGUUUGUUGGAUUUAUGUUUCCGAAAUUCCUACGACUAGAUUGCGAGGUAUCAACGUAUCUUUCGCUGCCGCCACUCAGUGGCUUUUCAACUUCGCAGUUUCACGAGCAACUCCUCCAAUGUUGGUUCAUGUUGGACGAUCCGGCUUCGGUACUUAUUUCAUAUUCGGCUCAUUCAACUUCGCGAUGUGUGUCUUCGUCUGGUUCCUAGUUCCAGAGACGAAAGGAAUUUCACUCGAAAGAAUGGACGAACUCUUUGGAGCGGACAAACAUGUUUCGGAAGGACUUGAUCUUACGACUGCGGCUAGGGAUCGUCAAGCUGUGUCGGAGAAGCAAGAAUUGGCCGACAUCGAACAUAUUGAAAACGUUUAA